AUGGCGGCGUAUGCAUCCUCGUCCUCCGUAUCCUCACACACGGCUUCCACCUCAGCCAGCGCUCGAAGCAGUUGGACCGACCCUCGAGACUUGACACCGCGCCCAGGCCCGGGCGCAGGAAAAGUCUUCCCUCACCUCAAGGACAUUAUUCAAGAUGCCACCUCUUCUGUCCAAGUAGACGCCUCGCUUCCUCAAUACCUGCACGAAGUCGAGAGUUCUACCACUGUGGCCAAAAGCUCUGUCGAAUUUGGCCGCCACGACCUGGCUUACAAGAGUUAUAUGCGGGCAUACGAAAUCGCAGUUAAUCACAUUCCAAAACACAAGGAUUUCGGGUUCUGGGAUAACAACCCACAGUGGCGGGCGAAGUACAAGGUUGCUCUUCAGAAACUGGUGGACAUGGAGUCACAGAUGACCCAGAUCAAGGCUCUAAUCGAGGAUAACAAUGCCCGCCACGGAACCCAACCACAGUCUCGUGCCAUGUCCAGAAAACCCGUCUACUCAACAGGGUUCGGUAUCCCUCAGAAUCUGAUCCCGGGCCGACCUACCUCUUCCGACAGCAAUGAAGUCCCUCCAAGUUCGACCUCGCCAAAUUCAUCCGCAGACUUGCCUGACUCGCUUCGAAUCCCUCGAGCACGUCCGUCAAGCAAACCAAAGCCCGAGAGUCUACAAGGUCGACCUUUGACUGAAGCGGCCAACGACCUCACUCAAAGAUUCGCGAAGCUUAGAGGUCCAGGAAAUGCUACGGAACACUCGACCUUACUGUUUAUGCCCAAAGCGGGAGAUUUUCAGCAGGGAGCAGGAUACAACUCACAAUCAUAUCCCAAUGAUACCUCUAUUUCGCGAUCCGUUGCUCCUCGAUCGAUUCCUGCUUUCAGUAACGGACCUAUAGUGCCACCAAAGGUACCAGCUGCCCCGCCAAAGGUGCCAAUUGAGACCUCUAUGGCUUUGCCGAAGCCUCCCAGUCCUACAUACAGCCCGAUCAACACUACAUCCGCCAAUUUCCAUGCAAACAACCAUAGGCUUUCGGCAGAAGUUGGCCGUCCACCCACGGAGAGGAGGCAGACUUACUACAAUCAAUCGCAGAAUUCAUCCACCGCUUCAUUACAAUUGCAGAGGACUCGUGACGAGCUCUCUGCCCCUUAUCGACCGACCACUCCGAAUGGAGUCAAUUCCGCCAUCAUCCCGAAGAAUAGCUCGAGUGAUCUCCCUCAUCAGACAUCAAUCGAUGCUGCCACCCUGCAGGACUACAUGAAGAGGUACAACGUGUUACUGAUAGACAUCAGAGAGAGAUCUUUGUUCGACGAAGGACACAUCAUGUCAGCGUCGGUCAUAUGUAUAGAGCCGAUCUCUUUAAAAGAAGGGGUCUCAGCAGAGGAACUUGAGGACCGACUGGUGCUGGCGCCGGAUAACGAACAGUCACAUUUCUCUCGCAGAGAUGAAUUCGACCUAGUCGUUUAUUAUGAUCAGUACACGAGCGACGUUUCCUACCUCAAGGGUCCACCAAUUAUGACCAAAGCCCCGGCAUUGAGAGCACUAUAUGAUACAUUGUACGAAUUCAAUGACACGAAGCCUCUCAAAGAUGGUCGACCACCUGCCUUACUGGCUGGUGGUCUUGAUGCGUGGGUGGAUCGUAUGGGAAUUCAUUCACUUGCCCGGUCAAGGACUGCUGCAACGCUGGGUAUUACGCGGCAAAGACCCGUCGGCCCUGGUCGGCCUAUCGCACGACAACGAAUGGUUUCGGCCAAUUCUCGCUAUGAAGUUCGAAAUAGGCGUCUCCGUGACCACAAAUUUCUGGAUGAGAGCGAGCAAGAAGCAUGGCGUCAGCAGGCACUUCAGGAAGAAGUGACUCCGGUCGAGAAGCAUGACACCGCAAGCGAUGAGGAGUAUUCGGUGGUAGAGGAAGAGCCUGAGCCUCCGUCGCCAUUCAUACCCGAUUACGAGACAUUCUUGCGCCGGUUUCCUUCAAUUCAACAGCAGGAAUCCAUGGUUAUGCCGGCUCGACGACCUGUUCCGUCUCAUCACGCUGCAUUCGUCCCUCAAAUUGCACCACCUGCCGUUCCUCAAGUGCCCGCAAGGCCCGCACCUGCAAUACCCAGACCGAGCUAUUCAGGCCAUGCUGAUAUCAAUGCGCCCCAACCAGCGCUGGCUCGAGUGACGUCCGCAACUCGGCCGCCUCUGUACUCAACAGUAACAUCCCUGCGCAGACGGUUGCCCAAGACUGGUCUCACAAACUUCGGCGUCACUUGUUACAUGAAUUCAACCCUACAGUGUCUAUCUGCGACUAUUCCCUUGUCGAACUUCUUCAACGAUCGACUCUACGAGGGGUAUGUACAGCGCAACUGGAAGGGCAGUAAUGGCAUCAUGCCUAAGCUCUAUGCCAACUUGAUCCAAGCCGUCUGGCAGGGAGAUACUGAAGUGAUCAAACCGUCAACAUUUCGAAACUUUUGUGGCCGCAUGAAUCGAGAAUGGGUAAUAGACCGACAGCAAGAUGCGAAGGAAUUCUUCGACUUCCUUGUCGAUUGCCUUCACGAGGACUUGAAUGUCAACUGGGAACGAACACCUCUUCGGCCAUUGACGACUGCAGAGGAAAUGCAGAGAGAGCGGAUGGAAAUUGCACGAGCCAGCCCAAUCGAGUGGAAACGCUACGAGCAUAGAGACCACAGUUAUAUGUCUUCGUUAUUCGCCGGCCAACAUGCCUCACGCCUGCGUUGUCUCACUUGCAAGCGCACGUCGACCACAUACGAAGCAUUCUACAGCAUCAGCGUGGAAAUUCCUCGAGACCGCGCAGCCCAUAUCUACGAUUGUCUUGCUUCAUACUGCCGGGAGGAAAAACUGUCGGAGCUUUGGCGAUGUCCAUAUUGCAAGUGCGAGCGUGAAGCCACCAAGCAAAUCAUCCUGACUCGCCUGCCACAGUUCCUGGUGAUACAUUUCAAGCGAUUCGCCGCUUCAAAGCACGAAAAGGCCAAGAAAAUCCACACGCCCAUCGAAUUCCCAUUGCACAAUCUAAGUAUGGAUGAUUUUGUGAUCCCGCGACCACCCGCGUUGCCGGAUCAAGAUGGGCGAAUGAAUAUGGAGCUUGCCACGACACCACCGUAUACAUACGAUGCAUACGGGGUUCUGAGACACCUGGGGAAUAGUGGUGAUGGUGGGCAUUAUAUCUCUAUUGUGAAGGACCAGGGCCGGGGCGUGUGGAGGAAGUUCGAUGACGAGAGGCAUGUGGACUUGGAUCCAAUGAAACUGAACCCCCGGGAUAGACUUCAAAACGGGGAAGCAUAUAUCGUGUUUUAUCAGAGAGCUCAGGGCCGAUGA
Molecule: messenger RNA, 3309 nt
Organism: Fonsecaea nubica
Lineage: Eukaryota; Fungi; Ascomycota; Eurotiomycetes; Chaetothyriales; Herpotrichiellaceae
Exons: 1
Coding region: 1-3309 (1102 amino acids)
Biological process (GO): protein deubiquitination
Cellular component (GO): cytoplasm
Molecular function (GO): cysteine-type deubiquitinase activity
Source: RefSeq, a predicted model, not a curated record